Messenger RNA from Rosa chinensis, 585 nucleotides. Its product is annotated as protein FAR1-RELATED SEQUENCE 5-like. Lineage: Eukaryota; Viridiplantae; Streptophyta; Magnoliopsida; Rosales; Rosaceae. The record is from RefSeq and is a predicted model, not a curated record. The transcript has a single exon. The coding region runs from base 1 to 585 and encodes 194 amino acids.
AUGCAGCUCAUGGACUUAGAAGAUAAUUGCAAAGAGGAUGAAAUUCAAACAAACUCACGUCGAAAGUUGGAUUUUGAAAAUGGAACUGACAUGAACACUUGUGUGGAAGAUGAAAGUCUGGAAGAAAAGGUGACAGAAUUGAGACAUGUUGAAGGUAAUGAAAAAGUAGAUUAUGUUCAUUCCAAAAUUAGGAAAGAGUUGAUUCCAAUAAUUGUAAUGGAGUUUGACACAGAAAAUGAUGCAUGUAGUUUUUACAAUGCAUAUGCAUAUGGUGUUGGAUUUUCUGUUAGAAGAUUUAAAUUUCAUAAAGACAAAAGUGGCAAGUUUCUUGAUAGGUUUUUUGUUUGCUCAGCUGAAGGCAAGCGUGAUAGUGAAAAAGAUCAACAAUCUCUUAAUGUCAAAGCUCAUCGUGCUGAGACACGAUUUGGUUGUUUAGCAAGGAUGAAAAUUAAGAUUUGGAAGGCUAGUGGCAGAUAUCAUGUUAUUGAAUUUGUUUCUGAGCAUAAUGGCCAUGAGACUUCAAGUCCUUCUAAGAGCUAUUUUUUUAGGUCUCAUAGGAGUGUAAAUACUGCACAAAUAGCUUAG